Nothobranchius furzeri (turquoise killifish) is the source of this 2158-nucleotide messenger RNA. RefSeq names its product retinol dehydrogenase 12 (gene crdhl). NCBI's taxonomy places the organism in Eukaryota, Metazoa, Chordata, Actinopteri, Cyprinodontiformes, Nothobranchiidae. The record is from RefSeq and is a predicted model, not a curated record.
CUAGUUUUCUAAGGAGGCUGGUAGGGAUCAGGUAGAUACAACAUGGCUGCUGGUCGAAUAGCUACUUUUGUUGUUAAACCCAAACCUACCUCUUAUUUGGUCUCACAAAUAAGACAUUUGUCAUUAUGGGUUUACACCAUCAACAUAUACAUAGGCUUACUCUAGUGGCUUUUGUUAUGUGCUCAUGUGCUGGUGGUAAAUCUAGAAAACCUUUUACAAAGGAGGGGCAAAGGUUUUAGUCAGGGUAGCCAUUGACACAAUAGUGGCUAUGGUGGCCAUGCUGGGCCUUCAUUUAAAUGGAGUAUCAAAAAACAUCAACAAAAAAGUUUAACUUGUCUUUCUAAAUUAAAACAAUAUUUUUGGUAUAAAUGCUCCCCACCCCCCAAUAAAAUUAAACAUAAAAAAAUGAAUAAAUAAACUGCGAAAAUGACAGAAGAUGAUUAGGGCCACUUACAAGAAAAAAGCAAAAGAAAAGUAAAACAAUUCUGACAUUAAUCUCAUCAUUCAGGCUUUUUGACUUAAAAAUAUGCCCAUGGUUGUAGACCUGUAACUGCAGAUCUUCUAGGUUCCAACAGUCAGAGAUUCUGAUCUCAGAUCUGUUCUGAGUUCUAUAAUCUGCUCUAAUCUGUUAAUCUUCCCACUCCAACUCGCCCCAGCUCUCAGUCUGUUCUACACUGUGGGAAUGAAAGGUGCAGCUCUGGGAGACUUCUUGAUGCUGCCAUGGACCGCCAGCGAUUCAGAACCUGGUACCGGGGUGUGCGAUCAGGGGGUUCUGAUGCUGAGAUGUGGAGCUGCAGUGGGAGUCGCUCUGAUUUGUGUGGUGGUAAUAAGGAAGUGGAUUGCAGGUGGGGUGUGUCGUUGUUCAGUGCGUUUGGAUGGGAAGACAGUUCUGGUCACUGGAGCCAACACUGGCAUCGGUAAAGAGACCUGCAGAGACCUGGCAGCAAGAGGUGCUCGGGUGGUGAUGGCGUGCAGGGACCUGGUCCGGGCAGAGCAGGCAGCAGAGGAGAUCCGACGCUCUACAGGAAAUGGAAAUGUGGUGAUCAGGCACCUGGACUUAGCCUCCAUUUACUCAGUGACACAGUUUGCCAAGGACUUCCAAGACAGUGAAGACAGACUUGAUGUGCUUAUCAAUAAUGCAGGAGUGAUGAUGUGUCCCAGAAAGAUCACAGAGGAUGGGUUUGAGACUCAGAUGGCUGUCAAUCAUCUGGGUCACUUCCUGCUGACCAAUCUGUUGCUGCCAAUGCUGAGGAGCUCCGCCCCCAGCCGUGUGAUUAAUGUGUCAUCCAUCGCCCACCAGGGAGGUCGUAUUGACUUUGAUGACUUGUUCUUCACCAAGCGUCCGUACAGCGCACUGGGGAGCUAUCGGCAGAGCAAACUGGCCAACGUCCUGUUUACCAGGGAACUCGCUCGACGACUCACAGGCUCUGGUGUUUCUGCGUUCUGUCUCCACCCAGGUGUGAUCAGGACUGAGCUCAGCCGUCAUGUAGAGAGCCAGUUCCCUCUGAUUGGUGCACUGAUGAGGCUUCCUGGCCUGCUGCUGAUGAAGACCCCCUGGCAGGGUUGUCAGACCACCCUGUUCUGUGCUGUGACCCCAGGUCUUGAGGACCGUUCUGGCUGUUAUUUCAGUGACUGCACAGAGAAGGAGGUGGCGCCAGAAGGACAGGAUGACAAGGUGGCAAGGAGGUUGUGGGAGGAGAGCAUCCGACUGGUCAGGCUGACCUCUGACAGCAGCGUCCCCAUCAGGACAGACUGAGAAACGUUUGUUUGUUUUUCUAAAGUAUGCUCAGGUGGAGGUGGUGAAGGUAUUCCAUCUGGAUGUCUUCUGUUUGUUUCCUUCGUGUUGCCUUUAAGGUUCCUCCGGUUCAGAGCUUCGUUUGUCUUUGCUGCAGAUCUCUUUGUGAUCUUCUUGUACUUUCUUAUCUUUCUAAUUAGGUUUUUUUUUUUAAAAACUAUAUUUGUGUUUAGUUUGUGUUGGGCAUCAUUGUGAGGAGAUGAUUCAUGAUCUUGUGUGUGAAUAAUUUAAACUCAGAGUCUAAUGAUCGGAAGCUCCCUUUUAAUCAGUAAAUGAAACUUCUGACAUUGUUUCAACAUAUUGUUUAAUGUUUGACAAACUUUGUAAAGUUUAAGUGGAAAUAAAAUUAUGAGCUAAAAUGUC